This is a messenger RNA of Trifolium medium, 400 nucleotides long. NCBI's taxonomy places the organism in Eukaryota, Viridiplantae, Streptophyta, Magnoliopsida, Fabales, Fabaceae. The record is from the annotation of a GenBank genome assembly.
AUGGCUUUCACCCUUAAAGAAAAACUUAAWGUGCUCAAAGGUGAUCUCAAGAAGUGGAGUAAGGAGGUGUUUGGUAAUCUUGAUCAUCGAAUUGAGAGGUCCCGAUCUAGGUGGUUUAAGGAGGGUGAUGCUAAUACAAGUUAUUUCCACUCUUGUGUUAAAUCUAGAAGUAGAAGAAAUGUUAUUCUUGCUCUGCGGGUGGGGGAUAGAUGGGUGGAAACUGUGAAUGAAAUUCGUACAGAGAUAGUUGGAUACUUCUCUAGGCAUUUCACUGAGGAAGUGUCUAGUAGGCCGACUUUGGAUGGCAUUGAGUUUGCUGAGGUUUCUUUUGUUGAGAAUCAAGUCUUGUCAGCAAGGUUUACAUCCGACGAGAUCGAUGGGGCAGUGGCUAGUUGUGAUG